GGAGCUGUUCGUGUCAUAUAAGUGCUGGUCUGUUUUCAUUGAUCGCUGCUCUUGUGUACUGUGUGAGGAGCGUUUUAUAGAAGACACGAUGGAUGAAGAAUUAAAAUGCCCCGUUUGCGGCUCUCUUUUCAAGGAUCCUAUUCUUUUACCUUGCUCACACAAUGUGUGUUUGGCGUGUGCCCGAAAUAUCAUUGUACAGACCCCAGAAGGCGAAACACCUCCGCAAAACCGUGCCUCCGGGAACUCGGACUACGAUUAUUUGGAUAUGGACAAAAUGAGCAUGUAUAGUGAAACGGACAGCGGCUAUGGAUCAUACACGCCGUGCCUCAAGUCUCCAAAUGGGAUACGGGUGUUUCCUCCGACUCUGGUGCACCGCCACUGCUCCAUAACGUGUCCUCUCUGUCACCGUAGUGUCUCUCUGGAUGAGCGGGGACUGAGGGGCUUCCCACGUAACCGGCUACUGGAGGCGAUCGUGUCUCGUUAUCAGCAGAGCCGCUCUGCCAACGUGAAAUGUCAGCUGUGUGACCGCAACCCUGUCGAUGCCACUGUGAUGUGCGAACAGUGCGACGUGUUUUACUGCACACCAUGCCAGCAGCGAUGCCACCCUUCCCGUGGACCGCUGGCCAAACAUCGAUUACUGCCACCGACCCAAUCGCCCGCGGCUGGAAGCCAGCAGAUGCCCGCCGGCACCAUACGCAAACAAGGAACGUGUGCAGACCAUGACAUGGAGAACUUUAGCAUGUACUGCGUCAACUGCAAGACUCCAGUGUGUAUGAAGUGUCUUGAGGGUGGCAAGCACGGGAGUCAUGAUUUAAAACCUUUAGCUGCCAUGUGGAAACAGCACAAGUGUCAACUCUCCCAAGCUUUGAAUGGUGUGUCAGAUAAAGCCAAGGAUGCCAAGGAAUUCCUGAUGCAGUUGAAGAACAUGCUUCAGCAGAUACAGGAGAACGGGGUGGAGUUCGAGGCCUGCUUGGUGGCUCAGUGUGACGCCCUGAUUGAGGCUCUGACGAGGCAGAAAGCCAAGCUCCUCACCAAGGUCACCAAGGAGAGGGAGUACAAGCUCAAGGUGGUGCGUGACCAGAUCACACACUGCACUAUGAAGCUGCGUCAGACCACGGGAAUGAUGGAGUACUGUCUGGAGGUGAUCAAAGAGAACGACCCCAGUGGCUUCCUGCAGAUCUCAGAUGCGCUGAUCAAACGUGUGACGUCGUCUCAGGACCAGUGGGUCAAAGGGGCUUUGGAGCCCAAGGUGGGCCCUGAGUUUGACCUGACCCUGAACACAGACCCCCUGCUGCAGACCAUACUACAGCUGGACUUUGUCCAGAGCAAAGAUAUUCAGGAGACUCCAUUAUUGAAACAAAUGCAUGCAGGUGGAUUGAAAGAGACGGAGAGCGCAGGAGUGGAGUCUGCCACGGUGCCCCCGGCCCCCCUGCUGCAGCUGGAGAAGUGCUGCACCCGCAACAACAGUGCCACCCUGGCCUGGAGGGUCACUGUGCCCCCUAGCAACCCCAUCGAAGGCUACAUCCUGGAGCUCGACGACGGCAACGGGGGUCAAUACAGGGAGGUGUAUGUAGGGAAGGAGACCGUGUGCACUGUGGACGGCCUCCACUUCAACAGCUCCUACAAUGCCAGAGUCAAGGCCUACAACUCCACCGGGGUGGGGCCCUAUAGCAAGACUGUGGUGCUGAAGACAUCUGAUGUGGCCUGGUUCACCUUCGACCCCACCUCGGCUCACAGGGACAUCAUGUUGACCAAUGAGAACCGUACAGUGAGCUGCAACAGCUACGAUGACCGUGUGGUCCUGGGGACAGCCGCUUUCUCCAAGGGGGUCCAUUACUGGGAGCUCAGGGUGGAUCGCUAUGACAACCACCCGGACCCUGCGUUCGGGGUGGCGAGGAUCAACACGAUGAAGGACAUGAUGCUGGGGAAGGAUGAUAAGGCCUGGGCCAUGUACGUGGACAACAACCGUAGCUGGUUCAUGCACAACAACUCCCACACCAACAGGGCCGAGGGGGGAAUCUCUAAGGGAGCCACUGUGGGCAUCCUGCUGGAUCUGAACAAGUACACUCUAACGUUCUUCAUCAACAAAGAGCAGCAUGGCCCCGUGGCCUUUGAGAACCUGGAGGGAGUCUUCAUGCCUGCUGUCAGCAUCAACAGAAAUGUCCAGGUCACCCUACUAACAGGAAUGGAGGUGCCAAAGAAUAUUAAGCAGCAGUAGCCUCCCAAGGUGUCUAGGCACAGUCCCACCAAUGUUAACAUGGAUUCCUCCUGCUCCACCCCCCCCCCUUAGUUCUACUAUAUAUCUUAUGCUGUUCAAUGCCUAUGAUCAAAUAUCACCCUUAGAGGGAAUCUUAUAUACAAGGGACUUUUGUACAUCAAUUAUAUUGUUUUUUAUAAUUUUCCAAGUCUUAAUUUAAUCUCAAUCCGUACAAUCAGAUUCUGUGUUUACAGUCAAAAUGCCACCGGGUGCUUUAAUUAAGUGCAUCUCUGAAACAAAAUCCCAUACUAGGGUAGAGUCAUGAGAUGCCCUACAGUACAAUGUCUCUACUGUAUUCAUCUUCUUCUCUCAGGUUAGUUCAUAGAGAGUUUGUAUACUCCUAUUUCUUUAGAGGAAACGGAACGUCAGCCUAUCUAACUCAUAAAUAGAGAUUAAUAGAUUUUCUCAGACAUAUUAUUGGUGAUAUACUGUAUUGUCUUUUCAACUUUACAAAGCCUUGCCAGAGCUGGAGUAAAUUCAGUUUCAAUUCUGGUCAAUUGAAAAUGACGUAUUGGGGAUUUUAUACCCUAUAAAUUCCAUAUCAUGAAAAUGAAAUGGAAUUCACCCCAGCCUCACUUUCAAUAAGAGAGUAAAGGUGGUCAGAUCAGUAUAAAGAACAAAUCAGUAUAAGGGACAAAUCAGAGGACAAACUGUAUCUUAUCAAACACAAAAUUCUGUCGCUAGAGGACAAAACUUGGGUCGAAGUGAAGCCAAACCACUGUGACAUUGAGAUGUAACAUUGCCAUGUGUAUGUUGUCAAACUAUCUACAUACAGCAGAUAGUAUCUUCUUUCAAAGUAUUUGUUGUUUAAUGCAUUGACUUUUACUACACUAUUGAAAUAUUUAUUAAGAGGGUGUAUGCUCAUGUGAUGUUUGAAUGAACAGGUAUUGUUAAAGGUAUUUUAAAUCAGUUAAAAGUAUUGUAUUGACAGACCACCAGAGGGUCAAGUUUGCAUGAUAUGUAAGGAAACUGUAAAUACGACUGUCUCCCAAGCAUGUAUUCUAAGCUAACUAGUUAACUUAAAACUCUAUCUGUAUAUAGUAAAACAAUGCACAACAGUGCUAUACGGAAGCCUUUCAAACAACCUAUUACAGUACAAUAACAGUUUGCCCCCUAGAGUUUGAGUUAGCAUUACAGCAUCAGAUUAAUUUCACCACAGUAUAUCGUUUAUCUUUAUGUGACAUGUUAAAUCAUUUUAUGGGGCUAAAGCAUAUUAACAUGCCAUGUCAGAUGACAAAAUGAAUGAAGAGGGUUAAGCAGUGCAUUUGUGAUUUGUCAGAGGGAAUCUUUAUGGAAUUGUAGAUACUAGGCGGGCUUAUUAUCCCACAUUUAGAUUUGACCAUGUCCUCAUUAUGUUUGAGUUCACGUACAGGUAUAUCAUAAAUCUGCAUUAGAUGCAGUUAGGAGUUUUGUAUUAUAUUCUUUAAUUAUAAUUUUGUGAACAUCUUGAUCUCUUUCUGCUACUAAAAGUGUUGCUUCAAAGUAAUGUGCCCUUAAUCCAAAAUGGUAAUAUGUUUUUGGAUUAAGGAUACCAAAGCUAUUGCCAUUAGAAGAACAUUCUGCUCAGAGUCUGUGUUGAAGCACUGUGGUACACUAUUGGUGAAAAUGAUUUGUACUGCUUUCGCAAUAUUUUCUCUUUGUAAAAACACCAAAUAUAGUACUGGCAUUUUUUAAUAGUCUUUAAAUCUAAUAUUGGGGUUAUUUAGCUGUGUUAAUGGUGUUUUCUGAACAGAACCAUUGCCUUGUACAUUAAACAUGUUGAUAUGAUGUAGAGCAGACUGUCUGAUGGAACUAAAGUAUGUCCAUAGCUAAAACGUGGAGGUGACCAUUCCCAGGGUAAAUAAAAUGGAUGGGAAAUGUACAUGAAAUGUUGACAGCUGUUAGGCUGGACUGAUCAUUGGCUAGAGCCAUUUUGUAUUCCAGCAUGUAUUGAGUUAUUGGACCCCAUUUUGGGUUAAGUGGACCCCAUUUUGAGUUAAGUGUCUCCAAGUGAAUGUUGUCAAUUACAGAACCGUCCCUUUUAUGAAGACAUUCAUAUAAAACGGAAUUAGUGCUUGUGACGGCAACUACAGUAUAGGGAAGUGUGAGGUGUAACGAAACCCCAAAGGCAAACAAAAUGGGGUCCAUGUAGCCUCUCAGCAAUCACUAUGGAAAUGGCACAAAAAAAACACUGCAGUUGCAGACCAUAAUAUCAAAAGAACCUUAGUAGUAAAUGCAGAUAGUAGUUUAUCCUCUCUAAGUGUUGUAUAUUAGUGUGUUUGGCAUGGGUUUCCCCUCCCCAACAUGGUAGCCUGCUUCUGAAUGUGAACCCCCAAAAAAGAACCAAAAAAUGGUGCUAGAAAGUCACUACUGUCAGAUUACGUUUGCAUUUGAAUCUUUUUAUUUUUCCCAUGUUUACUGUACCCACCCUGACUAUGGCAUGUGGGGGGAGGAGAUGUUGCAGUGUCUGUGGGGCAUCUCUCUUCUAAAGGCAGGCACGCAUCUCAUGCCCUGGGGUGCCUGUUGCCCUCACUGCCACACUACCAGAGAACUAGGCCGGGUGCACCACCAAACCUCAUGGGGAAUGUCAACUGGUCCUUUAGGACACUGUGGCAUCUAUGUCCACAGUAUGUGUCCACAAAAAGCUGUGCUUCUUUUUCUAGAAUUCUGUUCAUGUGUAUGUUCUUUAGUUCUCAUCUCUCCUACAAUGUAAACGUUUUGUACUUCUAAGUGGUUUGUAUAUGAAAUGCGUUGUACUUGGCAUUGUUUUCAUAUUAUACAGUGUAAAAGAAAAGCAAAAAGCAAUGUAUUUUUUUUCCUUUUUUAAAAUUAAUAAAUMAGUAACUGUGAUGGGAUAUGAA
Molecule: messenger RNA, 5097 nt
Organism: Salvelinus sp. IW2-2015
Lineage: Eukaryota; Metazoa; Chordata; Actinopteri; Salmoniformes; Salmonidae
Product: E3 ubiquitin-protein ligase TRIM9-like
Cellular component (GO): cytoplasm
Molecular function (GO): protein binding; zinc ion binding
Source: RefSeq, a predicted model, not a curated record